Molecule: messenger RNA, 2043 nt
Organism: Pelobates fuscus (common spadefoot toad)
Lineage: Eukaryota; Metazoa; Chordata; Amphibia; Anura; Pelobatidae
Gene: NTMT2
Product: N-terminal Xaa-Pro-Lys N-methyltransferase 2
Exons: 4
Coding region: 193-1029 (278 amino acids)
Biological process (GO): N-terminal protein amino acid methylation
Cellular component (GO): cytoplasm
Molecular function (GO): N-terminal protein N-methyltransferase activity
Source: RefSeq, a predicted model, not a curated record
GCAGUAAAUGUCUGACUGUGUUUUACUAUCAGUUCCCUUAAACACCACCUGCUCCCGGCGUUCUUCCAGAAUAUUCUCCACUAAUGCCAGGAGCUUUUCGGUGUAAAGUGUCACAGGGCACUAGCUGUUUAAACCUCAACCCCGGACUCUGCAAAUCAUGGUCUACACGGUGUUUGAUCCAGAGGUACCAGCAUGGAGUAUCUGGGAGCUCACCUGGCCUUCAAGUCUCGUUGGCAUAAGACAGACGAAGAAUUAUGCAGACACAGUAUGUCUCUUGUCCUCCAUAAAGCCAUACGCACAGAUUUCUUUGCAAGUUACCUUUACCUUCUCGAACGACUGCCCCUUGUGAAACUCUACGCGCUGACCAGUGAGGUGAUAGAAGGGGAGAUGCAGUUUUACGCCCGGGCUAGAAAUUUCUACAGCGAUUUACCAGCGACAGAGGAUGGAAUGAUGGGAGAUUUUUCCGAUCUCUCCAAUACAGACAUAGAAUGUUCCAAAGAAUUUCUCCGGAAGUUUGUAGGGGGCCCUGGAAAAGCAGGUACUCAGUUUGCACUAGACUGCGGUGCGGGGAUUGGAAGAGUGAGUAAGCAUGUCUUACUGCCGAUUUUCGACAACAUUGAGCUGGUAGACAUGACGGAGUCUUUUUUAGAAGAAGCCCAGAAUUAUCUAGAAGAAGAAGGGGAACGAGUAGAGACUCUUUAUUGGUACUGCUUGCAGGACUUCACCCCUGCUCCUAGAAAAUACGAUGUCAUCUGGAUGCAGUGGGUGUCAGGUCAUCUGACAGAUAAAGACCUUUUUGAAUUUCUGCUACGUUGCAAACAUGGUUUAAAAGAAAAUGGUGUCAUCAUUUUGAAAGACAACGUAGGUAAACAGGGCUGUGUUUUAGACCCGAUGGAUAGCAGUGUGAUCAGGAAUAUCGAUAUAUUGAGAAACAUCAUCGAUCGGACUGGAAUGAGCAUCCUAGCUGAAGAAAAACAGCCCGGGUUUCCGGAGCUCUGUGUCCCAAUAUGGAUGAUGGCCAUUCAGUAAAAAUUCUGUAGCUGUAACAGUUUAUUAUUUGAGUUACAUUAUAACAAUUGAGUAUCCAUCAGAGAAAAUCCAGCUGCUUUUUUUUCUGAUAUAUUUUGCAUUUUCAGACUUUAUUUAAACCACAAUACUGUAUUAGGGUAUGUAAACCUGGACAUAUCAUCGACCAAUGUCAAAUAAACAUAAAAUAUUAGAUUUUUUUUAAUUAAAAGAAAUGACAAUAGGAAUUUAUACUUUACAUUACGUCAGAAUAAAAUUCACACAAUUUGUUUAAUCUAGAAAGUGUAGCUAUAUUUUAUAUUUGUUUCGAUUGUUACUACAUUUUGGAACAAGCCCACAUUUUACGUUAACGAUAUAAUUUGAAUAAAAACUUGAUUAAGCUUUUUUUAAUUAUAGGACCACACCUUAGAACUCAAGAAAAACUGCAACAACUGAGUGUAUAUCUAAAUCCCCGAAUGGAACCAAACGUACUUAGGAAUUAUUUUGCUUAUGUACUAACUAGAGAUUUAUUCUAGGUACACCUUAAUAUCAGAUUCAUAAGUAGCUAUAGAGAAGCAACAAAUGUAUCACAUUUCACCUAGAAAAUCGAGUUACAAAUAACCACACAAAUAUAACAAAACUGUGGAAAACAAAGGGUUAAAUACAGUUUAAUCAAGGUAACAAGAAAAGCACAUGCACUAAUAGAAAUAUAAAAUGUUAUUUACUGUUUAUUUUAGUUUUGUAAAUUGUGCAGUACAAUUAUUUUUUCCUGCAUCCUAAACAUUAACUCCGUAAAUGUGGAACCAUAAUGGGGAGACAUUUGUUCCUUCUUCCCCAACCUUUGUAUAGGAUACGUACAUCUCUGGAAUGCUUACCGGUUCUUGUUUCUCUUCUAACUUGAUUAUUUUCAAACAGGAAGUUGAUAAAAAAGCUAUGUAUUUUCAGUGAGGGCUGAGCCAAAGAAUUAAGAAAGAUUAUAGGACCACUAUAGUGCCAGGAAAACAAACUCGUUUUCCUGGCACUGUAUGGUCUUUGGGU